Messenger RNA from Mytilus trossulus (common blue mussel), 1778 nucleotides. RefSeq names its product acetylcholine receptor subunit delta-like. Gene Ontology annotation, molecular function: transmitter-gated monoatomic ion channel activity involved in regulation of postsynaptic membrane potential; excitatory extracellular ligand-gated monoatomic ion channel activity; transmembrane signaling receptor activity. The transcript is spliced from 2 exons. Gene Ontology annotation, biological process: nervous system process; chemical synaptic transmission; signal transduction. The coding region runs from base 343 to 1551 and encodes 402 amino acids. NCBI's taxonomy places the organism in Eukaryota, Metazoa, Mollusca, Bivalvia, Mytilida, Mytilidae. Gene Ontology annotation, cellular component: synapse; plasma membrane; neuron projection. The record is from RefSeq and is a predicted model, not a curated record.
GCUUUGGCUAUGCUCUUCUAUAUCACAAAUCGUUUGUUUACUUUUUAAAUGACCAAGCUUUCAUUUGUAAGACGCAUGUCAUUAUAUAUAGUGUAUAAUACCUUUGUGACAACAAUGUUGAAGUUUUAUUCAUUACAAUACUUACUUUCAAAGCCUUGUUUAUUAAUCGGAUGGGAUUUUAAAUAGUGGACACAUGAUUGUUGAAAUAAGAUAGCAUUUUACGUAAAUAUUUAAAACCUUAUGUCCAAUAACGUUUACUUAGAACAUUCAACAUAACUUUUACAUUGUUAGUUUUGAAAUAACACAUUAAAGAUUAACUAACUCCAAGCCGAAGUUUGAAAAAUGAAGAUGCAAAAUAGUGGAUAUAUAGCAAUUAUGAUACUGAUAGUAUCGUUUUUAAGAGAAAGUUACUCGGUAUCAUACACGAAUUUUGAUGCGUUCUUCAAAAAUAUUACCGGUGGAAAAAAUAUAAAUUUGCGACCAGUCCUUGACCAUAAAUCGAAAGUGAAUAUAUAUAUGUUUUUUCAUUUAAUAUAUAUCCAAGAAUUCAAUGAAGUUGAAGGAAAACUAAGUUUAACUGGAUACUUUAGCAUAAGCUGGGUUGAUCAAACUAUAUCUUGGAAUAGCACAGAAAACGAAAUUGACAUAGUUACUCUCGAAGAACAUAUAAUUUGGAAACCAUCUUUUAUUAUUGGAAAUUCAUAUGACGGUGUAAAAUUUAUUCAUAAAGACGAUACUGUUAUGAGAGUACAAAGCAAUGGUUUUGUCACGUGGACCCCUGGAGAUAACUAUGAAGUUGUCUGUAAUGCAGAUGUUUCGAGGUAUCCAUUCGAUGCGCAGAUUUGUAAACUUCAGAUGUUACCAUGGGGAUAUACCAGUGAGGAAAUCGAUGUGAUACCGAUUUACGAUUCUGUUGUGCAGUGGUGGUACACUCAACAAAAAACAUGGGAAUUAAUUGAAUCAAGUGUUGCAAAAAAUGAGGACCUUCAACUCCUAGAAUUUUCAUUGACACUGAAACGCAAUCCCAUGUUUUUCGUUCUGAAUCUUAUUCUCCCAAUUUGUGUGAUGAUUAUUUUAAACAUUUUUGUGUUUUUACUUCCACCAGAAAGCGGAGAAAGAGUUGGAUAUGCUGUAACUGUUCUCCUGGCAAUCGCAGUCUUCUUGACAAUUUCAUCGGACAAUCUACCUGCAACUUCAAGUCCACGAAUAUCUUCCAUAUCUCUUCUUUUAUUUGCUGAUGUUGUCAUUAGUGCGGUUAUUGUACUGAUGGUCAUCCUUAGCUUACGUUAUUAUCAUCGAGAGGAUAAUUAUCCGGUGUCUUCAUUCAUGCGGGGAUUUGUAAAUGUUUCACGAAUACUACGCUGUCAAGUGUGUUGUUGUAUGAGAAAAAAAGAAAAGUGUAAUGGCAAGGGAAACGAAAAGAAAAUUAAAUGGACCGAUGUCGGAAAGGAGAUUGAUAUUGUAUGUGGUAUAUUUAUUAUUGUGGUAAUUUUUGUUGUCAAUGCUUUGUAUAUCAUAGAUGUCACCGUUGGACUUCCCGGAUUGGAUUAAUGAGAUGUCGUUUGUUAUAUGACUUUUAUACUAGCAUAUCCUCCAAAAAAACGUGAACUAUACUCGAUGCACUUAAUUAUAAUAUAAGUGAUAUCAAAUAGGUUAGUCAUCUGUUGCGAGCGACAUAAGUCACAAGUUGAUAAUCGUUUUCAAAUCAAUAACUCAUAUAAAUUCUCUAGCUUUACUUUCAACUUAAACGACUGCCUGUUUUACGUUUUGACAAUAAA